UUCCGUGGUGGCAAAAGUUGGUCUGGUCUCUGGUGUACGCAAUCCUUUUGAUGGUAGCAACUGGUGGCAACGUUAUAGUCAUGUGGAUUGUUCUGGCACACAGGCGCAUGCGGACUGUGACAAAUUACUUCUUGGUGAACUUAUCAGUGGCGGACUUGUUGAUGUCGGUACUCAACUGCGUUUUUAAUUUCAUCUUCAUGCUGAAUUCUGAUUGGCCUUUUGGAGGUGUUUACUGCACCAUCAAUAACUUCGUGGCAAACGUGACAGUAGCUUCAAGUGUUUUUACUCUAGUUGUCACAUCGUUCGAUAGGUAUAUGGCAAUCAUGCGACCCCUUAAGCAUCACAUGUCUCGCAGGAGGACAAUAUUGGCUUUGUUCUCGAUAUGGUUCGCUUCAGCGAUGUUGGCAAUCCCAUGCAUCCUAUAUUCCACCACCAAAUCUCGAAGGUAUCACAAUGGGAACACUCGUAUUCUGUGUUACAUGCAGUGGCCCGAUGGUAGUUACCCAAAUAGCAAAACGGAAUACAUAUACAAUUUAGUGUUUCUUGGACUUACUUAUCUGAUCCCCAUGCUGAUAAUGGCCAUAUGUUACACGUUAAUGGGUCGUAAAUUAUGGGGCUCAAAAUCAAUAGGGGAACACACGCAAUAUCAAAAAGAGUCAAUGAAGUCCAAAAGGAAGGUCGUUAAAAUGUUCAUUAUCGUGGUGACGAUAUUUGCCGUAUGUUGGCUGCCAUAUCAUGGCUUUUUUAUUUUCGCCUAUCAUCAUCGUCGUUUUGCAGAAACGAGCUACGCGCAACACGUUUUUCUAGGAUUUUAUUGGCUUGCAAUGUCGAAUGCGAUGGUGAAUCCUUUAAUAUACUAUUGGAUGAACACGAGAUUUCGGCUUUACUUUCAGCAAAUUAUAUGUAGAUUUUUCUGUGUGAUUGGUCGUUCGAACCUUCGAGGUCGUCAACGUUCUGGUAUUCUUCCUUCUCAGUCUGGUCACAUGCGGUCGAUGUCUAUUCGAUGGCGACACAGUAAUGCGGAAACUCACGUCCAAGCCUUAAGGAUGAAUUCGCGACCAAUAUGCGAAAAAAGCGAUUCCAGAGACGAUGUAGCCAUAAUCUAAGUUAUAUUUUUUGAAAUGCGUGAAGGGAAACGUCUUAUGAAAUAUUUAAAUAAAUAAUUUCAUCAACUUGUAAAUAAGUUUCCACCACUUCCUGGGGACCUAGGAAGCUGAAUCAAUGUGCAGAAAUUUCAGUUAUGAAAUUACUUUUU
Belonocnema kinseyi is the source of this 1255-nucleotide messenger RNA. Its product is annotated as tachykinin-like peptides receptor 86C. NCBI's taxonomy places the organism in Eukaryota, Metazoa, Arthropoda, Insecta, Hymenoptera, Cynipidae. Gene Ontology annotation, biological process: G protein-coupled receptor signaling pathway. The transcript is spliced from 8 exons. Bases 51 to 1106 code for a protein of 351 amino acids. The record is from RefSeq and is a predicted model, not a curated record. Gene Ontology annotation, cellular component: plasma membrane. Gene Ontology annotation, molecular function: neuropeptide Y receptor activity; tachykinin receptor activity.